AUGCGUGUUUCCUCAUCUAUCUUCCCGUCUCAGAAUGAACUGAAGGCACUUUUGAGCACUGCUGGAAACAAACUUGUGGUGGUCAAAUUUUCCACAAGAUGGUGUGGUCCGUGCAAGGACAUUCAACCCCUGUUUAAUGCAAUGGUUCUGCAGUACCAGAAUGUACUGUUUGCUACUGUAGACGUGGAUGAUUCCUGGGAGUUAGCUGAAACUCUUCAGAUCAAAGUAAUACCUACUUUUCAGAUGUUCAAGUGUAAUCAGAAGAUAUAUAAACUCUGUGGUGCUGAUGCUAAAACACUGGAAGCGAAGAUUCGAGAACUAAUGUGA
Messenger RNA from Sorex fumeus (smoky shrew), 327 nucleotides. RefSeq names its product thioredoxin domain-containing protein 8-like. The record is from RefSeq and is a predicted model, not a curated record. NCBI's taxonomy places the organism in Eukaryota, Metazoa, Chordata, Mammalia, Eulipotyphla, Soricidae. The transcript has 4 exons. The coding region runs from base 1 to 327 and encodes 108 amino acids.